AUGAACAUGUUCGCAAGAAGCUACGUCUACUGGCCAACACUGGAUACCGACAUCGAACGACUUUUCAGGAAUUGUAGCAAAUGCGCUUCAGUGGCAAAGAAUCCCGUCAAAGGCGAACUAUAUUCCUGGCCAAAACCAACCUCUCCAUGGAUCUGUGUGCACGCUGACUUUGCUGGACCCAUGAAUGGACGAUUCUACCUGAUACUUGUGAAUGCAUAUUCCAAAUGGCCUGAAAUCGUCCAGAUGUCAUCGAUAUCUUCUACGUCUACUAUCCAAGUGUUNAAGGGCAUUUUCGCAAGAUUCGGGAACCCUACGACUAUUGUCACGGACAACUGGACGCAGUUUACAUCUUCGCAGUUCGCCCUGUUCUGCCGUUCCCGAGGAAUCACGCACAUUCGCGCAUCGCCGUUCCAUCCACAGAGCAAUGGACAGGCUGAACGCUUUGUGGAUACCUUCAAACGGGGACUCGACAAAUUGAAGGGGAGGAACCGACAGUUGACGCUCUCCAGGCGUUUCUGA
Molecule: messenger RNA, 519 nt
Organism: Haemonchus placei
Lineage: Eukaryota; Metazoa; Nematoda; Chromadorea; Rhabditida; Trichostrongylidae
Source: the annotation of a GenBank genome assembly